This is a messenger RNA of Neospora caninum, 1833 nucleotides long. RefSeq lists its product as hypothetical. The coding region runs from base 1 to 1833 and encodes 610 amino acids. NCBI's taxonomy places the organism in Eukaryota, Apicomplexa, Conoidasida, Eucoccidiorida, Sarcocystidae. The record is from RefSeq and is a predicted model, not a curated record. The transcript is spliced from 7 exons.
AUGGGUACCCUUACCAUGUAUCGCGGGGUGCCGCACAGGACCUUCGCCUCGCUUUCCCCAGAUCUUCUUCUCGUGUGGACGUAUUCCUUGCUCGAGGAGAUUCAAGUCGUUUUCUCGCUGCACGCCACGGCUCCUUCGCUUUUCUCACAGAUCUGCCCCCUUGCCUCUUCCUCCACUCCCGACGCGUUUGUGCUUCUUCAAAAGGACGGCUGCAUAACGAUCUGGGCCUCGAGCCUAAGAGGGACAGGCAGAGACCCCUGGGACCGCCCAGUCGCCUCUGCCUCGCCUCCGUCUCCGCGUGUGUCGCCACCGAAGGGACAGGCGAGAAGCACGGCGGCCGACGCUGUGUCGAAGCACGAGGGCGAGAAGGCGACCAGAGAAGCUCCGCAGCGUCCAACGUUUUUUCGGCCUGUUGCUCGAUGGUCAACUCCGCCUCUCCAGGCCCUGUCGUGUUUUUCGCCUCGGGGCCGUUUGGGCCACGAACCCGAUGCGUUCCUGCCGGAACGCGUUCACUUUUCGGGAACUUCCUGCUGCUCUGUCUGCUUACCUGCGUUUUCUCCGACCUCCUUCCCAGGGUCGUUGUGGCGCACCAAAGACUCGUCGCGAUGGGCGUCUGUCUCCGAACCCACAAGGGGGUUAUCUACGCAUUUCCCUUCUCUUGUCCCUCCCGCGGGCCUCCUCGGUGCUUCCGGCCUUGGUACCUGCGGGAGCAGUCGCUGGGUCUCGGAGACGACGAACGGAAAAGCGUCGACCGGGGGGAAGAAACUUGCCCCCCCGAUCGUCGCAGAAACGUCGUCGCCUAUUCUGCAGGCGAAGCCGCUUGUCUUGGUGGACGAACAGGAAGAGGAUCCACACGGAGACGCAGGACAGGAACAAAGACGCACAAGAGAACGCAGGGGGCUAGGACUGAUUCUGGAAGAAGGCGCCUUCGUGGUGGUCGACUUGGCGACGCUCGGAGAACGCCUCCGAUUAGAGGAGGCAGGCCGCGCAUUUGUUCAGGUGGAGACGGACCACAGAAACAAUGGCCUGUCGCUUUCUAUCCGUCUUGUGUUUCCCAGGUUCCUUUUUCUCCUCCUGUCUGACGGGUGCACAAUGAUGUUCGAUUUCUUCGAGUCUCUGAGGCUCUCUGAGCGCCACAGGCAAGCAGGAGUGCUGAGGGGUGGUUGCCUCUCCCUGCUGUACCCCGUGCUUCCUUCUUGCCCCCCAUCACUUACCCUCCCGGCGUGCCUCCAAGCGGUCGUCGGCGCCGACGCAUGCAUGCUGUCCGGAGUCGGAGUUGCCGGGUUACUCGGCCGAGUGGCGAGAACAGAGAACCCGCGGAACGAAGGCAGAAAUCCCUGGCACAUGCUUUGCCUCCCCCUCCCCCCCCUCCGUGUGUGUCAUGUCUCUUAUUUCCCUCGGGCGCUCUCCCUGGAAGGGCGCCCGACUUAUCCUUUGGUUCCUCUUCUCCUUCUUGUUCCCCGGUGUCAUCGGUGCUUUCGGAUUUUUUGUCCCCUGCGACACUCUCUGCGCGAGAAUUCCGGAAUCCGGCGCCGCAAAGCGCCCGAUCCAGUAGCGUCUCAGACAGCCUUUCUGGUCUGUACGGAGACGCAAGCCCUGGGAGAGGAGACGGUCUUUCUUCUCCUGGAGAAGAUGCUGAAGCAACUACAGCAGUGCCUAUGGUGUUCUCUUCUCCAGGCUGUUCCCCCCCGUGGAGCCCCGCAGGCGCGCAGGCGAGAAAUAACGUUCCGGUCGGUAGUUGAGGGUCAUGGGGCGAUACUAGGACUUUCUGUUUGUAUUCGCGAGACCGGAAGAGUGCUUUUUCAUCAACCCUUUCGUCUGGGUUCCUUAUAG